Molecule: messenger RNA, 1563 nt
Organism: Malania oleifera
Lineage: Eukaryota; Viridiplantae; Streptophyta; Magnoliopsida; Santalales; Ximeniaceae
Product: AT-hook motif nuclear-localized protein 9-like
Exons: 6
Coding region: 140-1219 (359 amino acids)
Molecular function (GO): minor groove of adenine-thymine-rich DNA binding
Source: RefSeq, a predicted model, not a curated record
GGCCACCUCUAUAAAUAGUUGCAUAGCAGCAACAGUUGAUUUCACCAUUACGAUACAGUGCUCACAUUGCUCUCGAAAUCUCUACUUUAAAGAAGCAAGCCUUCCUUCUCGCGCCUUCCACAGAGAAAAAAGUUGGGUCAUGGCAGAGAAGGAUUGCACGGUGACGGAGUUGUCUCCGGCGAACCCAGAGACAGAAACAGAGUCUCCAGAGAGUGGAGCUGUGCUCGAGAUGGCGAGGGCCGGCAAUAUGACAGACCAGAGCUUCGCCGGAGCCGCCACCGGAGAAGGGGUUUUGGAUUCCGGCGCUGGAGGACCAGUCGGAAGUUUGGGCACCGCGAAGAGAAAGAGGGGGAGGCCUAGAAAGUACGACAACGAGGUGAACGCGGGGGCGGCGGCGGCGGCGGUUCCGAUGUUCUCUGGCGUUUCCGCUACCCCUGUGGAAGCCUCUCCGAAGAGGGGUAGAGGGCGGCCGAAGGGUUCUGGCAAAUUGCAAGUUUUGGCUUCUGCCGGUGUGGUCUUUAGCAAUACAGCUGGGGGAAGCUUCACCCCUUAUGUGGAAACUGUGCAUGCUGGGGAGGAUGUUGUUGGAAAGAUAUUAUCUUUUUCUCAAAAAAGUUCUCGAGCAAUGUGUGUUCUUUCUGCUACUGGCACUGUUUCCAGUGUUAUUAUUCGCCAACCUGGUUCUUCCAGCGGCACUUUGAGAUAUGAGGGCCGCUUCGAGAUCUUAUCUCUAUCUGGAUCAUAUGCGUUUGGUGAAUCUGCAGGUGCACGCCGCAAAAUUGGCAUGCUCAGUGUUUCCCUAGCCAAACCCGAUGGACGGGUUUUUGGUGGUGCUGUUGCAGGUUCACUAAUAGCAGCUGGUCCAAUACAACUGGUAGUUGGAAGUUUCAAGCAAAGUGCUAAGAAGGAACUCCAACGGAAGCGGUCCGCAGAAUCUUCAAUGGCUGCAGGUGCCCCAGGGAAUUCUGAUAUGGCAAGAGUUCCAGAACCAGCAGCCAGAAUGGUGGAUGGUGAGGAGAACUGUGUGACGACGCCAACAUCAGAGCUGUCAGAACCCAACAAUGGAGGGGCAAGUAACGUCAUCAAUGGUGACCAGAAUGUGAACUUUGCUUCUCUUGACAGUGUCUGUUGGAACACCUCACAGCCCUCACAGCCCACACAGCCCCUGUCAGAACAAAUGACAUCUCCUGAGAUCAAUGCCAGUGUCCCUGAGAAGUAGGGUUUUUCUCUAUAUCUCUCUUUGAGGUGGACAACGGAGACCGAAAAGAGACCCAGGCAGGGCUGGUUGCAGUUAAUUUAAACACCAGUUGUAGCAGCAAGAGUUUUCACCAUAACUAGCUCUACUAUGUAUUUGUUUUGGUUUUUUGUUCUAGUUGUUUAUACAUGUCUUAUUUGUUUAGACGAAGAGAACCCAGGUGGGUUAUGUCAACAGCAUGAAAUUUUGCUUCCAGCUGAAAAUUGGUCAAGCUAAAGGUUCAGCUCCAUCAGAAAUGGUAGAUGUCAGAUCCAUCUGUAUAAUGGUGUGUGGCAAUGCGUGAAUGAGCAUUCGGUUUGUUGGUCUCA